Molecule: messenger RNA, 3243 nt
Organism: Aaosphaeria arxii CBS 175.79
Lineage: Eukaryota; Fungi; Ascomycota; Dothideomycetes; Pleosporales
Product: isoleucyl-tRNA synthetase
Exons: 3
Coding region: 1-3243 (1080 amino acids)
Biological process (GO): isoleucyl-tRNA aminoacylation
Molecular function (GO): aminoacyl-tRNA deacylase activity; ATP binding; tRNA binding
Source: RefSeq, a predicted model, not a curated record
AUGGCUAUCAAUUUUGCCAGAGCAGAGGAGGAAACGCUCGCACUAUGGAACGAGAUCCGCGCUUUUGAGACACUGCAAGUCCUCUCGGCUGACCGUCCCAAAUACACCUUCUACGAUGGCCCGCCGUUUGCUACAGGAAUGCCGCACUACGGCCAUUUGCUCGUCUCGACUAUCAAAGACUGUGUCCUCCGAUAUUGGUCUAUGCAAGGCUAUUUGGUCGAGCGCCGCUUCGGCUGGGACACCCACGGCUUGCCUAUUGAAUAUGAAAUCGACAAGAAGUUGGGCAUGUCAGCCAGGGAUGCCGUUGAGAAGCUCGGCCUGGCUGGAUACAAUGCAGAAUGCAAGGGCAUCGUGAUGCGGUACGCAGAUGAGUGGAGACGAACCAUCACUCGGCUUGGCCGAUGGGUUGAUUUCGAUAACGACUACAAGACCAUGGAUCCCAGCUUUAUGGAGUCAGUGUGGUGGGUGUUCCGCCAACUAUUCGACAAAGACGCCGUCUAUCGCGGAUACAAGGUGAUGCCAUAUUCAACCGCUUUGGCAACCCCGCUGAGCAACUUCGAAACGGCACAGAACUACAUGGACCGGCAAGACCACACAGUCAUCGCGAGCUUCCCGCUCGUCGACGAACCAGAAACCAGCCUUCUGAUCUGGACCACAACGCCCUGGACCUUGCCAAUGAAUAUUGCUAUCGCCGCCAACCCAAACUUGGAGUAUGUCAAGGUGGCAGACAAAAAGGCCGGCAAGAACUAUGUGCUUCUCGAAUCAAGCCUCGGCUUCCUGUAUAACGACAAGGAGCAACGUGAGGGUGCUUUCACUGUACUAGAGAAGUUGAAAGGAUCAGACCUACGCGGGCGGCGCUAUCAACCCCUCUUUCCUUACUUCUAUGAGCAAUUCAAAGAUACGGCUUUCCGUGUCUUGACCGACGACUACGUGCAGGCCGGUGAGGGAGUAGGUUUGGUACAUCAAGCCCCAGCAUAUGGUGCUGAGGACUACGACGUCGCGACCAAGAAUGGAAUCAUCUCGAACACAGUGCUUCCGCCCAAUCCUGUCGACGAUUAUGGUCACUAUACCGACGAGGUUACCCAUUUCGCUGGCCAGCAUGUCAAAGAAGCAGACAGAGCGAUCAUCAAGUACCUAAAAGCAGAGGGCCGAAUCGUCAAAGACUCACAAUUGAUGCACAGCUAUCCGCAUUGCCCACGAUCAGACACCCCACUCAUCUAUCGCGCCGUCUCGACUUGGUUCGUCAAGGUUGAGUCUAUAGUUCCGGAAAUGCUUAAGGCUGGUGAAGAAUCGCACUGGGUGCCGUCUUUUGUACGAGAUAAGAGGUUCCUAAACUGGAUUGCAAAUGCCCAUGACUGGAACGUGUCUCGCAACCGGUAUUGGGGCACGCCCAUCCCGCUAUGGGUCAGCAGCGACUAUGAAGAAGUCGUCUGCGUUGGAAGCGUCGAGGAACUGAAACGCCUGAGCGGUUACACAGGAGAGCUUACUGAUCUCCACCGUGACGUUGUGGAUCAGAUUACCAUUCCCAGUCAGCGCGGCAAAGGUCAACUGCGUCGCAUCCCCGAAGUAUUCGAUUGCUGGUUCGAGUCUGGAUCCAUGCCUUACGCUUCUCGUCACCAUCCCUUUGAGAAGGAUAGUCUUGACAGUUCCGCGGAAAUCUUCCCCGCAAACUUCAUCACAGAGGGCCUGGACCAAACGAGAGGAUGGUUUUAUACUCUGUUAGUAUUGGGCACUCACCUGUACGGCGUUUCGCCCUACCAAAACUGCAUCGUGAACGGCAUCGUUCACGCCGAAGACGGAAAGAAAAUGUCGAAGAGGUUGAAAAACUACCCAGACCCUUCCGCCAUUAUUGCUGAAUACGGGGUUGAUGCACUACGACUCUAUCUCAUCAAUUCGCCCGUUGUUCGAGCGGAAUCAUUGCGCUUCCGAGAACAAGGAGUAAAGGAAGUAGUUGGCAAAGUUCUUCUUCCCCUCUGGAACAGUUACAUGUUCUUCGAACAACAAGUGAACCUCCUGAAAAAGGUGGAAGGUGAUGACUACAUCUUCUCGCAUCAAAGUCAUGCGGCAUCGUCCGAUGCCAACAUCAUGAAUCAGUGGAUCAUUGCCAGCUCAAACGCUCUAGUAGGGCACAUCCAGCAGGAAAUGAAAGGCUACCGUCUUUACAACGUGCUUCCUCGAAUCCUGCAACACCUCGAAUGCUUGACCAACUGGUACAUUCGACUCAAUCGAGAUAAGCUGAAAGGAUCCGGCGGAAAGGUUGAGACCAUUACAGCUUUGAACACGCUGUUCGAUGCGUUGUUCAUUCUGAUCCGAGCUCUUGCGCCUUUCGCGCCCUUCAUCACCGACAAGAUAUAUCGCCACCUCGUCAGAUACAUUCCACCAGAGCUGCAGGCCAAGGACACGCGUUGCGUCCAUUUUCUGGAAUUCCCCCAAGUCGAGACAGAAUGUCUGAACCCUACCAUCGAACGUCAAGUAGCCCGCAUGCAGAAAAUCAUCGAACUCGGAAGAACAAGUCGUGAACGUCGCAGGCUUGGGUUCAAGAAUCCUCUGAGGACGCUUGUGGUGAUUCAUUCGGAUCCACAGUAUCUUGAGGACGUUCGAUCGCUCGAGGAUUACAUCAAACGUGAGCUGAAUGUUCGCGAACUGAUCACCACAUCUGACGAAGCUCAAUACCAUGUGCAGUGGAGUGUUACUGCUAAUUGGGCCAUAUUAGGGAAGAAGUUCAAGAAGGACGCCAAAGGAAUCAAAGACGGUCUCGCCACCAUGUCCAGCAACGAAUGUCGUCGUCUUUUGGGAGAGAAAGUCGCAAACAUCGGCGGCAUUGAAGUUGACACCGGUGACCUAGUGAUCCGUCGAUUCAUCAAAGACCUCGACCCGCAAAAAUACGAGAAUAAUACCGACGGAGAUGUCCUAAUCAUCUUGGACAUCGAUGCCGACGAUGAUCUUCGACGCGAGCAUUGGUGCAGAGAGCUUGUGAAUCGUAUUCAGCAAGUGCGGAAGAAAGCUGGUUUGGUCCCCACGGAUGAUGUGAAGGUUGAGUACCGGGUUCUACAGGACAGUUCAGAUGUAAACAUCCACGACGUCAUCGAGUCCAACGGCAGCCUCUUCGAGAAGUCACUACGCGCGAAACCCGUCGGCUCGGAAGUCAAUGCCGCACCCCACGACCCUCGGAGACGCGCCAUCAUCGAGGAAGAGCAGGAGAUUCAGGGCAUCAAGUUCAUGUUGACGCUCCUCGAGCUGUAA